Amborella trichopoda is the source of this 799-nucleotide messenger RNA. Lineage: Eukaryota; Viridiplantae; Streptophyta; Magnoliopsida; Amborellales; Amborellaceae. The record is from RefSeq and is a predicted model, not a curated record.
UUGGGAGGGCCAUUUUGGGAUGUGGCACUAGGGAGGAGGGACUCGAGAACGGCUAGCAAGGAUGAUGCAAACACACAGCUAGCAUCCCCUUUUGAUGAUCUCCCAGUUCUAAUCUCCAACUUCCAAUCACACGGGCUAAGCGUGCGAGACCUCGUCGCAUUACUAGGCGCCCACACCAUCGGAUUCUCGAGGUGCUUGUUCUUUAGAGAUCGCAUCUUCAACGAAUCCAACAUCCAUCCACUCUAUGCCGCAUUCCGACAGAGAUCAUGCCCACAAUCCGGAGGGGACGACAGCCUUGCGGCCCUCGACACCCUAUCAUCCAAUCGAUUUGAUAACAGCUUCUUUGGUGAAUUAGUAAAUAACAGGGGUCUACUUCACUCAGACCAAGAGCUCUUCAAUGGUAGUCGAGGUCCAACCGAUUCGUUGGUGUGGCAAUAUAGCAGGGAUUGGAGAGCGUUCUUUUCGGAUUUUUCAGACUCGAUGAUGAGGUUGGGGAAUUUGGGGGUUCUCACUGGCUCCCAAGGCGAGGUUCGUGUGAACUGUCGGAAACCAAACUGAGGGAUCAAGAACGUUGUGAAGCUUAAAGUGUUGUUCAGUAACCCAUUUGAUCUUUGCACUGCUAUGGCUUAGAGAAAUUGCGGGUGUGUGAAUGUGUUUGCAUUUUAGAGAUACAUUGUUUGUGUGCGUGUUUUAUUGCUGCCUAUUAUGUGGUGUCAUGUAUUUACAAGUGUUUUUGGAUCAUUCUUGUUUAGGAUGAUUUGCAGCUAACAGGAAAUUGAAACAAGUCAUGUUCAAGAUU